CGCGUCAUAUGAUUAGAUUUCGUCCGAAGCAGUUGCAGUAUAAAGGCCGAGCAGACGUGACGCAGUCCAUUGGAGAGGCCGGCUUCGUCUGGUUAGCUGUCUAGUCAUCCGUGUUCCUUUGUUCACCGCGUUUCAGGCAACGAUGAAGUAUCUGUGGGCUUUCGGCAUCGCCGUCGUCCUGGCGAUGCCGGCGCUAGGACAAAGUGACGGGCAGAGUGCACCGACGGCACCGGAGGUGGACGAGCAGUCACACAGGCCGGUCCACUUCACCUACUGGCUGUGGGUUGGGACCGAGGUGAACGAGACGUUCAACCUGUCGCUGACGGUGCCGCCGCACACCAGCAUGUUUAAAUGCAUGAAGCUGGCGGCCAGACGAGACAGCCAUUACGAGUUCACGAAAGUGGACUUCUCGUUCGGCCAUUACAUUGAUAGCAUUGGUGGCUACCACGAGCAGAAGGACAACAGCAUCUUUUGGAUGCUGUACAGGCUGCCUUCCCCGCCCGACAGGAACAACAAACCAGACGACAGCGCCCUGACCCCAAAAGGCGUUGACGGUGUCUUUCCGAGAAACGGAGACCACAUCUUGUUCUGGUACAAAGAGGUGGACCUGAGCACCCACCAGUGAAUGGUAUGGGGGGCGUUGUGGACGCCGCUCCCGGUCAAACGCGUGCUGCCAUUGUUAUCAGGAGAAGAAGGCCCCGAGGCUCACGGCGCCUGCGGUUCUAAACGUUCGGACUGUAUCCGAUUAUGUCAUGAUCAACACAGCGUUGAUAUAGACUUGAUUUAGAGCUGAUACAGGUGGAUGCAGUUUUAUACGCACUUGACACGGGCAGAGCAGUAUCGUGCUCCGUGGCGUGCGUCAGGUCAGAGGUGCUCGCCAGGGCUCGUUGUACUCGUUGUGACGGGCCUUUGUAAAGCAUCGAUGUGAGCCAAUGCGAUUAAAUAUAUGAUCUAUUUCGCCUGGGCUGUUGUGCAUGGUGGCAUU
This is a messenger RNA of Pollicipes pollicipes, 985 nucleotides long. RefSeq lists its product as uncharacterized. Gene Ontology annotation, molecular function: cobalamin binding. The record is from RefSeq and is a predicted model, not a curated record. The transcript is spliced from 4 exons. NCBI's taxonomy places the organism in Eukaryota, Metazoa, Arthropoda, Thecostraca, Pollicipedomorpha, Pollicipedidae. Gene Ontology annotation, biological process: cobalamin transport. The coding region runs from base 143 to 625 and encodes 160 amino acids.